Messenger RNA from Anopheles stephensi (Asian malaria mosquito), 3285 nucleotides. RefSeq lists its product as uncharacterized. Gene Ontology annotation, biological process: proteolysis; positive regulation of cytoplasmic translation. Bases 1721 to 3262 code for a protein of 513 amino acids. The record is from RefSeq and is a predicted model, not a curated record. The transcript is spliced from 4 exons. NCBI's taxonomy places the organism in Eukaryota, Metazoa, Arthropoda, Insecta, Diptera, Culicidae. Gene Ontology annotation, molecular function: aspartic-type endopeptidase activity; translation regulator activity; mRNA binding. Gene Ontology annotation, cellular component: cytoplasm.
CCGAGUUGCUUGUCCUCCAUCUGAUCCGUGUGAGCUAUUGCGGUUGUGUUGUGUAGAGACGUAAACAUCCAAUAACAGAAGCAACCAAGCAACAUGGAAAACACACCACGCAAGAUUGUGGUGCUCAAUAUGAGAGACGGAAAAUAUGUUUUAUCCGAGAAGCCGCAGCCUACAGCUUCCUCAUCACAACCAACACUACAUCCAGAUUUUAUAAAACAACUACCGACGGCAAAAAAUACAUCAAAGAACAUCCAACCUCCAACAAACAUCGUUCACCGCAGUGUUUCCGCAGCUUCCUCAUCACAACCAACACUACAUCCAGAUUUUAUAAAACAACUACCAACGGCAAAAAAUAUAUCCAAGAACAUCCAACCUGCAACAAACAUCGUUCACCGCAAUGUUCCCGCAUCCAUUUCGGAUUCCAUUUUUUCCGCAUCCAACAAACCCAACAUUUCCAAACCCAUAAGCAGCAAUAGUCCCAUAAAUCUAGAGACAACAAAAUCUUCUAUAGACGCAGGAUUGCGCGAUCUUUUAGUUUCAAUUGGACAGAAAAUGGAUGACAUGACAAAAAAAUUACAAAUUUGGACCAGAAACUUAAUGAAAUAGAAACUUACCACGCCAACAGGGUUCGAGUUGUUGAGAAAAAUCAAGCAAUUAUUAAAACUAAGCUGGACUUGAUCUUAGAUAAAAUCUUUCCUCGUCCAGGAUUAGUAACAAAUAGUUCAUUCAACUGGGAACCGAUCGCAUCCAAAGAAAUGUUGGAUGCAGUGGAUCAGCAGCUUAAUGAUCAACAGUACAAAAAAGAAUUUGAAGAAUAUCUGGAAUGCCAGCUGCCAACAGAUAGCUCGGAAGAAAGGCUUCAUUCAGCGAUGGACAUCAUAUUUGCCAGACAGUUUGUUAUAGAGAUGAGCUGGACGGGAAUUGGACAUCCGAACCAAAAAAUUCCGUUGUUUGGAUAUAAAAAUAUUCUUGCUUUAUUUAAGCACAUUGGAACCUUUCACGGAGUAACUCCAACUCCUCAAAAAAUUAAAACAUUCUUCCAAAAUAAAUUGAAGCAUGCCCGCCAAAGACUGAACCUAGAAGGUAAGAUUAAAUCCACGCACCACAGACAUCAACAUUCUCAUUAUUAGUGUUUUUUUGUUUUGUUAUAAAGUUCCUUCACUAACUAAGUGUCCUUAUUUUUUUAAAUACAUGUAAAAUCAAAACGUUAGUUGGGUAGCAGGCAGGAUCACCCUGUACCGAGUAAAAUGAGAAGGAUCACCUUGGGCAGAGGAUGAAAAGUAGAUCAGUAGCGAAACGUCAGCAGAGCGAUAAGGUCAUGAAAUAAAGUUGCUGCUCCGUAAAUUCUUCAGUUGUUCCAUUUCUCCCAUUGUUACAUUUGGUGUCAGAAGUGGGAUAUACCUAUUCCCAAAACCCGUUUGCUGUGUGCGGCUGGUCCUAUUAGUGGUUGCUGUGUGCGCCAAAAUAAAGACCUGCACGGGUGUGAAUAUACCGAUACGCGGAAAAGGUUCACUUUACUAGCUGUGUGCGGCAGGUCGUGUGAGUGGUUGCUGUGUGCGCCAAGGGAUCGACGUGCGCGUGUGUGGUAGGCGAUUCCUGGAAAGUAUUCGGUGCUUCGGCUGUGUGCUGUUAUUCAUGUGAGAGUGCUGUGUGCACUAAAAAAGAAACAAUCGACGUGUAUGUGAGCUGUGUGUUACAGGUCGUGCGGUGUGAAUAAACUAUGGAACGAUUGGUGGAAGAAUUUACGCGUGUUGGCCUAGUGCGAAAGUGUGAAAUGGCUGGCUUGGCUACGUCCGGCAGUAAAGAGGACCUGGCGAAACGGAUCAUGGAUUCCGGAAUAACCUUAGAAGCCGUUCCCGAACAAAAUUCCAUCGAAGAUGCCGCGAACACAACGGGCUAUAUGGAUGCGGAAAGCGGAUCGCUAGUAGACGCGACAAAAACGGCCAUAAUCCAUACACCAGUGCAGCCAUACUCAUUCCGAGAUGUGGAGGACGGAAUUGAGCCCUAUGGAGCGGAUUUGACAAAGGAUAUUAGAGCGUGGUUCGACGAUUUUGAGGGUGUCGCAAAAAUGGCACUGUGGUCCGAAGACCAAAUGUUCAUCAUGUGUCGACGUAAGAUGGUGGGCAUUGCGAGAAGUUUCCUGGCAACGGAAAAAACUUUAUCAUCCUACCCGGUGUUACGAUCUAAGCUGAUAAAGGAAUUCGAAAAGAUAGUGCGCUCGGGUGAUGUUCAUAGAAGGCUUAUGGCUCGACGGAAAACGCAUAAGGAAACUAUGCUUGAGUACGUAUAUGAAAUGCAACGCAUAGAUCGUGACGCCGAUAUUGACGAAUGCAGCCUAAUCGAAUACAUCGUGGACGGCGUGACCCAUGAAACAAGAAUGCGUGCGUCACUGUAUCGAACGAGCAACAUGACCGAGCUAAAGCAGGAAUUGUUAUUCCUUGAAAGAGCAGAAGCCAAAAGAACAUCGGAAAAGAGUGUUACGCGAGUUGAACCAAGAAAUCAACGAAAAUGUUACAAUUGUGGCGAUGUCGGACAUGAAGCUAAGAAGUGUGUUAAAGAAGAAAACCCGAAAAAAUGCUUCGAGUGUGGUGGUGUUGGUCAUCGAGCAAGGGAAUGUGAUUCUCGAACAAAAGGACCGAAAUGUUAUUCGUGCGGUGAGCGCGGCCACGUGUCGAACAGUUGUCCAAGAAAUCGAAACAGGCACAAUCCUGGGAAUACGAACCUCGUUUCGAGUGAAAAUAGUGGAACUGUUGACAUGCGCAUCGGGCAAUACUAUUUCAAAACGCUUUUUGACACCGGCAGCGAAUACAGUUUGUUACAAUACAGUGUUAGGAACAAAAUCGGUAGCCUAUUGUUGGCAAAGACCGACAUGGUAUUCAACGGUUUUGGUGAAAAAAAAACGAAGGCAUUGGGUCGGGUAGAAACCGAAGUGUGUAUCGACGGGCAAACUUAUCCGGUAAUGUCUUUUUAUGUGGUCCCAGACAAUAGCAGUGUUUACGAAGUGAUUUUGGGAAGGGAUGCGUUGUGUGCGAUGGACGCCUUGGUAACUGCGGAGGGUUUAACGCCCUCCUCAGUUAAACUUAAACCAAGAGUGAGCGAGAAUCAGGAACAAUUCGAUGUGUUGUGUGCGAAUGCCUUGACGAUAAACGGCGCAAAUGAAGUAUCAAUACAUCAUCAGUAUCGGAAUGAGACAGAGCAUCGGCCCGGAUCAAGCAGUGCUUCAAAAAGGUUCAGAUUCAAAUUCUGCGCUUGUGAAAAAUAAAGUGAAUUGCAGCGAGUGAAACG